Molecule: messenger RNA, 2775 nt
Organism: Drosophila kikkawai
Lineage: Eukaryota; Metazoa; Arthropoda; Insecta; Diptera; Drosophilidae
Gene: usp
Product: retinoid X receptor ultraspiracle
Biological process (GO): regulation of DNA-templated transcription
Cellular component (GO): chromatin; nucleus
Molecular function (GO): nuclear steroid receptor activity; nuclear receptor activity; sequence-specific DNA binding
Source: RefSeq, a predicted model, not a curated record
AAAGCCCUUCGUGACUCGUGACACAGGUUGCUGUGUCACGCACUUGCGCCAGCCGCCGCCACGCUCACCACCAGCAUGGUGAUGGUGAGUUCGCCUUUGUUGAGAAAAAAUGUCGACGCGAAAAAAAGGUUUAAUCAAUCCACAUUAGUCAGAAAGUCUGGCAUUCUUUGUUUCUUUGUUUGUUGCUAAAAAGGCGCAAUUGUUUGCCAGCGCGCAGCAAAGUGCGCCCCACCACUGCAGCGUGGGAUUAUAUAAAUGCGGCAAGGGCUGCACGGCGAAGGGAAAAUCAAGCAAAACUGCAACCAAAGCGGACAGCAGCUCCAUUCACUGGGACGCAGCGGGGUCGCAAGAGCGGAGAAGCGGACGGACGGACGGACACGGUGGCGUUGGCGUUGGCAAUUGGCAAAGUGAAACCGAGAGAGCGGCGGCGAAAGCAAGCGAACGCGCGACAAGGAGAGAGCUGAGAAGAGCGAGAGGCGUGCAAAAAGAGAAACCAGGAACGAGGAGGAGUAGACUCAAACAACAACGACGACAACGACGCCUGCUCUCGCGAGGAUGGACAACUGCGACCAGGACGCCAGCUUCCGGCUGGGGCACAUCAAGGAGGAGGUCAAGCCGGAUAUUUCGCAGCUGAAUGACAGCAAUAACAGCAGCUUCUCGCCAAAGGCCGAGAGUCCCGUUCCCUUCAUGCAGGCCAUGUCCAUGGUCCAUGUACUGCCCACGGGCAAUAAUUCCGGCAACACGGAUUCGCAAAUGUCACAGGCACCAAAUUCUGCUGCGGCUGCCGCCGCCGCUGCAGCUGCCGCAGCCGCUGCCGCCGUCCAGCAGCAAUAUCCGCCGAAUCAUCCGCUGAGCGGCUCCAAACACUUGUGCUCCAUCUGCGGAGAUCGGGCGAGUGGCAAACACUAUGGCGUCUAUAGCUGCGAGGGCUGCAAGGGCUUCUUCAAGCGUACGGUGCGCAAGGAUCUCACAUACGCAUGCCGGGAGAAUCGCAACUGCAUCAUUGACAAGCGUCAAAGGAAUCGCUGCCAGUAUUGUCGCUACCAAAAGUGCCUCACCUGCGGCAUGAAGCGCGAGGCAGUGCAGGAGGAGCGUCAACGUGGUGCCCGGAAUUCAGCGGGACGGCUUAGUGCCAGCGGCGGUGGAGGCGGCGGCGGAGGUGGCAGCAGUGGACCCGGCUCUGUUGGUGGCUCAAGCACUGGUGGUGGCGGUGGCGGUGGCCUGGGAGGCGGUGGAUCCGGCGGCCUGGGCAGCGGCAAUGGCUCCGAUGACUUUAUGCCCAACAGUGUGUCCCGUGACUUCUCCAUCGAACGUCUGCUGGAUGCCGAACAGCGAGCGGAGGCGAUGAGCGGCGAUCGUGCGUUGUCCUUUCUACGCGUCGGACCCAAUUCCACCGUGCAGCCGGAUUACAAGGGCGCCGUGUCCGCCCUAUGCCAGGUGGUCAAUAAGCAGCUCUAUCAGAUGGUCGAGUAUGCGCGCAUGAUGCCGCACUUUGCCCAGGUGCCGCUGGACGAUCAGGUCAUACUGCUAAAAGCCGCCUGGAAUGAGCUGCUGAUUGCGAACGUUGCCUGGUGCAGCAUUGUGUCGCUGGAUGACACCAUGGGCAGCGGCGGCGGUGGAGGAGGCGGUGGCCUGGGACAUGACGGUUCGUUUGAGCGACGAUCACCGGUGCAGCAGCCGCAGCAGCUGUUUCUCAACCAGAGCUUCUCGUACCAUCGCAAUAGCGCAAUCAAGGCCGGCGUAUCGGCGAUCUUUGAUCGCAUCCUGUCCGAGCUGAGCGUGAAGAUGAAGCGUUUGAAUCUGGAUCGGCGCGAGCUGGCCUGUUUGAAGGCGAUCAUACUGUACAAUCCGGAUAUACGCGGCAUCAAGAACCGGGCGGAGAUUGAGAUGUGCCGGGAGAAGGUGUAUGCCUGCCUGGACGAGCACUGCCGAAUGGAGCAUCCCGGUGACGAUGGACGCUUUGCCCAGCUGCUGUUGCGCCUGCCGGCGCUGCGUUCAAUCAGCUUGAAGUGUCUGGAUAACCUGUUCUUCUUCCGCAUCAUCAGCGACCGGCCGCUGGAGGAGCUGUUUCUCGAGCAGCUGGAGGCGUCGCCGCCGCCAGGCCUGGCGAUGAAACUGGAGUAAACCAGUAAACCGUCGAAUGUUUCAUUGUGAUUGCGUUUCUUUGCAUUUCUCCCUAAACUAUCACCCUAAGGUCCCCGCGAAUCCCGAAUCCUCGAACCCUCGAACCUCUAAUAUUACGCUACAUGUGUAUGUAAUUGUUUAUUUUUUUUUUUAUUACCUAAUAUUAUUAUUAUUGAUAUAGAAAAUGUUUUCCUUAAGAUGAAGAUUGAUGCCUCCUCGACGUUUAUGUCCCCAGUAAACGAAAAAACCAGAACACACAAAAUCCAAAACUUGAAAAGAACACAAAUCGAAAGAGAGAAAAGAAAAACAGAAAAAACACGAAGAAAACUAAACAAAAAAAACACAAUAAAGUAAAAGUUCAACUAAAGCUAAAUAAAAAUUAAAAAUAUAUUAUAUAUAAAGGUUAAACAUUAAAUCAUAGUUACGAUGUACAGACGCAUGUAUACAUGCAUGUUCAGUAUAUAUAUAUAUAUAUAUAUAUAUAUAUAUAUAUGUAUAUUUCGGCAGAGCCCGCUCUAAAUCAAUUGUAAUUACUUUUUAACAUAAUUGUACCCCAGCGUUAUCAGUUACAUGUGAGACGAAAAACCAACAAAAAAAUAUAUAUAAAUAUAUAUCUAUGUAUAAAAUAUAAACUGCAUAACAAAGAGAUCU